Messenger RNA from Diabrotica balteata, 1020 nucleotides. NCBI's taxonomy places the organism in Eukaryota, Metazoa, Arthropoda, Insecta, Coleoptera, Chrysomelidae. The record is from the annotation of a GenBank genome assembly.
AUGCUGGCAGUUAAAAAUCAUAUACAGUUAUUUCUUGAUAUGAUAACAAAGCACAGACAAGAAGCGAAAACAACUUUUAAAACAAUUUUUGAAAAGAGUACAAAUGAUGCCAAAUCUCUAAGUAUUACCCUUGAAAAACCACGAAUCGCUCAUAGAAAGCAAACACAACGGUCAAACCAUGCGGUUAAUUCCACUGAAGACUUUUUUAGAGUGUCAUUAUUUAUUCCGUACUUAGAUUCUUUAAUUAGUUCUCUUGGUGUCAAAUUUUCAGAAGACAAUAAUCCUGGUAUGUUAUUGUAUAACAUCCAUCCCAAAAACAUAAUAAAAUUAACUGAAGAAGACAUCGCCAAAAUAAUAGAAAUCAUAAAUAAUUUAUACAAAAUUACUAAUCUAAAAGAACAGGCAUCAUUGUGGCUCUAUUAUUGGAAAAAUCAAACCAAUUUAGAUGUAGAAGAUAUUUCAAUGAUAGAGCUACUAGACCAUUGUUUAUUUUACCCAGCUAUAGCCCAAGCUAUAGAAAUGUCUCUGUGCCUUCCUCCCACUACAUGCACGAUUGAAAGAUCAUUUUCAACUCUUCGAAGGGUUAAAACCUGGAUUAGGUCCACUAUAAGUGAACAAAGAUUAGAUGGACUAUGUAUGAUGAGCGUUCAUAGAAAUAAAAUAGAAAACAAUCGAAAUAAUUUUAUUAAAAAAGUUCGGUACCACGGUGAAAUGGAAGAAAACCCCAAAAAACGAAAAUCGUACGGAAGAAUGACUGACGCUGCUAAGAAACUAAGGUUAUGUAGCCAUGAACUAGGCCCUGACUGCAAAUGUAAGCGUUUAAAUUGUUUCGUAAAUGUCUCGUAUGAAAAUAAGUUGCGAAUAUUAAGAGAUUUUAACGAUAAUUAUUCUACAUAUGACGAACAAAACACGUAUCUUGCUGGCUUGAUUACUGUUGUACCCGUAAAGAGACGUCAUGCAAAAAAUCCAGAGUCUGGCGUAAAAAAAUUCAAUGACGCCUCAUAUUCAUUCAAAGUUUGA